AUGUUUGAACGCUUAGAUUUGACUAAACAUUUGAGGCUUGUAGACCCAAGGUACCCAUUGUACCCUGUCAAAGGGUUGAGACCAUCAUCACUGCGCAAAUCAUCCUCCGCCAGCAGCAGCAGCAUCAACAACGCCUGCCCCCCGCCGCCGCCCACGCCGCACCAAGUGAACCCCGCCAGCAGCAGCAGCACCACCACUCCGCCCCACACCCAGCAUCCGUAUCCGCAUCCGCAUCCGCAACCGCACCACCAUCCGCUGCAGCACCAUACGCAUCCGCAUCCGCAUCCGCAUCCGCAGUACCAGAACCACCAGCACAGGCGCAGCAGCAGCAGCAGUCACACCAGCCACGCGGAAAACUCGAGCGGCUUGGCCACCAAACCGGCCAUCAAUUUGCUCGGCAAUCAGCUGCAGGCCCAUUACUUCGAGUACCCGCCCACCGCUCCUGGCCAGGCGUUGUUGCACCACCACAGCGGUCGCACUGCAAUCUCCACACCUUCGCUGAACUCCCAUUCCCGCUCGCAAUCGCAGCAGCUCCACCAACUCCCAUCCGGCACCACAGUCCACGGCGGACAGUAUAGUACGGCUGUUGCCAAAGCGGCCGCCUCCACCGCCUGUGCGCUCCUUGCCACGUGCCACGUGUCCAGAGAUACCGAUUUCGAUUUCGAUUUCGAAUCCGAUUCCCCCCGACAUCAGCAGCACCUGAAUCAGAACCAGCACCAGCACCAGAGCCAGAGCCAAACCCAAAGCCAGAAACACCAGCAUCAAGACCCGGAGGACCAUCAGCCAACCGCAAACAAAAUGGGUCGACGCGAGAUAAAGCGCUCCAAUACCAGUGGCUCCACCACCAGAUCCUACGACAGCGGCAGCGCAACCACCAACUUUGUCGGCAAGUUCACGCAGAGCGUGCGGCGAAUCGUGCAGGAUGUGAAGGACGAGGGGGCGCCCAGCGGCAUGACGCGGGACGAGGUGAUCGAGACGAACGAGCGGCUGCGAUCCCUGCGACUGCGCCUGGAGGAAUCCUACGAGACCGCCAAGAAGGCGCUGAUCAACCUCAUGAACAAGUACGGCGACUCGAAGAGCCAGCGCAACAUGUUCCAACGCUAUCCCAUGCUCAAGCUCAUGAUUAAGGAAGUCAUCCGCCUGGAGACCCAGUACUGGACCCUGGUGGACAUCCCUCGGCAGGAGAAGCAGGAGACGGUGCCCUCCUACGUGAUGCGCGCCUGCUCCAUCAUGGAGAAGACCCAGAAAUCCGGCGAGGGUGUGAAGACCUCCGCCCGACUGGCAGAGGAGGCGGCCGAGCGGCGGGAGCGCAUGGAGCGAUUGGAACAUAUGACAACUGCCCAAAUCGAACACGAGAACACGCAGCUGAUAAACGACUUGUACCGCUUGCUGAAAAAGUAUCUGGGAUUGCGACACCUCAUCCGUGUGCUGAAGGAGGAGUACGGCAGCUCGAAGAUGUAUCCGAUAUUUCCACGCUACACAAUGCUCAAGGACAUGAUAAAGGGCAUCAUGCACGAUCCCGACUACAUGGAGGUGUGCCACGAAACACUGGCCAACGCCAACUGAGCCGAGGGCACCGGAAAUGGCAGGCGUCGCAUGAGUGUCAUUUGAGAGGGCCCAAAAACUAAUAGCAAUACCAAUACAAACAGCAGCAUACACAGGCGCAGGACCUAGGACCUCAGCCAGAGUGUAUGCAUGAGUGCUGAAUUCGCAUGCGAAUUUCUGAGUGAUUCCGAGGUGAUUUAGAAAUUUCCGAACAGCUUCUUUGAAACUCCUCCCCAAAGAGUGGGUUUCACCAACCUCUUUCGGCCCUUCUAGCCAACACUCAAAGGCAAGCCAAGACAAACUAUUCAACCAACUAACAAACUAACUAACAACACCCAGACCCCACCACCACCCACCACCAACUGAACAAGGAACUAUUUACACUACAUUAUCAAAUACAAACACUUGGAUACUCUUCGGCACUAAAGUGCCAGCAAACAAACUAAAAGGCAUUUAUUUUAAUGAACUUUUGAGAUGAAUACAAAGUAAGACCUACAAAAUACAAAAAACAAAACACAUGAUAUUUAUUGAUAAAAUAGUGAACGAUGCGCUCAAAACGAUGAACAAAUAUCAAAUGGAAAAUCAAACAAAACUUUGUGGAAUUUGUAUGUACUACUUACAAUAAACAGAACCUAGUAUAAUACACAUAAAUAUAGAGAAAGAAGAAUAUAUGUGAAAUAACCAUACUAAACUACAGCAGUUGAUAGGGAGCAUUGAUAUGAAAUGGCUAAUAACAAAUUGUAAACUCUUUGGUUUGGCUUGACUUUGUCACCUUUCUGUUUCCUUUGAAGUAAAGAACUGGUCGAUUAGCCGUUAGCAAAAUAUUAUACUAAUUACCGAGGUGUAUCAAAUUAUAUUAUAUAAACCCUAUGCCUAGAUGUAUUACUUACCUAGUUAGACAAUAUGAGGGAAAUAUUCCCAAUCGAUGUGAGCAAGUACGAGAACUCUUAACACCUUUUAAGACAACACCAAUUCGUGGAGACGUUGAGGAACCCAUAUCCUAGAACCUAUCUGAUUGUUGAUUUCCAGGUUUUGCCAGUAACUAUUAGUAACAAGCAAAUGCUUUAUGUGUGUAUCGCAACGUUCAGCUUUAAGUCCUCUGCAAUACGCAAAAGUUCAGAUAAUGUGUAUUCAUGUAUUUGCUGUUGUACAUACCUUGUAGCUUUGUAAUCCCUCAAUUCAAGGACAUAAUGCAAACACUGAAAUACAAAAGACCAAAGGAAAACCUA
Drosophila rhopaloa is the source of this 2774-nucleotide messenger RNA. RefSeq lists its product as uncharacterized. The coding region runs from base 1 to 1566 and encodes 521 amino acids. The record is from RefSeq and is a predicted model, not a curated record. The transcript is spliced from 6 exons. NCBI's taxonomy places the organism in Eukaryota, Metazoa, Arthropoda, Insecta, Diptera, Drosophilidae.